Arachis stenosperma is the source of this 2515-nucleotide messenger RNA. RefSeq lists its product as hypothetical. NCBI's taxonomy places the organism in Eukaryota, Viridiplantae, Streptophyta, Magnoliopsida, Fabales, Fabaceae. The record is from RefSeq and is a predicted model, not a curated record. The transcript has 2 exons. Bases 242 to 1918 code for a protein of 558 amino acids.
AAAAACCCGAAGAAAGAAUUAAAAAAGGAGCAACGUCUCUGCAAAAGAACAACACUCCAACCAGAAGAGAGAGGGAGAGAGAAAGUUGACUUUUUCUUUACUGUUACUGAAACACUCUUCGUUCUCUCUUUCUUCUUCAUUCUUGAAACUCCUUUGUUGAAGGCAACGGAAACACCAAAAGAAACCCAUUUGUUUUGGUGUGUUUGAAAGAAAGAAAGAAAGAGAGAAAGAAGAAAAGGGGAUGAUGUUGGGUUGUGAGUGUUUCUGUUGGGAUUGUAUUCCUAACUACGAUGAUUUCUCUGAGCCACACCCUUUCUCUCUCCCUUCACCUCUUCCACACUGGCCACAAGGUAAUGGUUUUGCCGGUGGAAGAAUAUGGCUCGGAGAAAUCGAAGUUUUGCAAAUAACCAAGUUUGAGAGGAUUUGGAGAUGCACUCAGUUGGCUGGAAAAGCGCAGCCAUUCACCUUCUACAGACCUUUGGAGAUUCCAGACGGCUUCUUCUCCCUUGGCCACUACUGCCAAUCGAAUGGCCAGCCACUGAGAGGAUAUGUGCUUGUGGCGCGUGAAAUGACUUGUGAAUCCGAAUCUCCAGCUCUUAAGAAGCCUCUUGACUACACUCUAGUGUGGAGUUCGGAUUCACAUGACGAAUGUGCUUACUUCUGGUUGCCGAACCCUCCAACGGGUUAUAAGGCCAUGGGAGUUGUAGUUACUAGCACGCCAAAAGAACCGGAAGUUGAACAAGUUAGAUGUGUGCGAACAGAUCUAACGGAACCUUGUGAGACUUCUAAUCUAUUGGUAACUAUCAAGUCCAAAUCUUCAAAGGAUCCAUUGCAGAUUUGGAACAUACAGCCCUGUGACAGAGGUAUGCUCUGUAAAGGUGUAUCUGUUGGAACAUUUGUUUGCGGCGCUUAUUUUGAUUCUGAGGAAGUCGUGGAAAAUAUUGGUUGCUUGAAGAAUCUCGACUCUACCUUGCACGCAAUGCCAAAUCUGAACCAGAUUCAUGCGCUUAUCGAGCAUUAUGGACCUACUAUGUACUUCCAUCCUGAUGAGACAUACAUGCCAUCAUCAGUGCAGUGGUUUUUCAAGAACGGAGCGCUUCUGUAUUCGGCCAUUGGCAAGAAGGGUAGCGCCAUAGAUUAUCAGGGCUCGAAUUUGCCUAGUGGAGGAACAAAUGAUGGUGCAUUUUGGAUUGAUUUGCCUAGCGAUAAUGAUGCAAAGAAUUAUCUAAAGAAGGGUGACAUAGAGAGUUCAGAACUCUAUGUUCAUGUAAAGCCAGCAUUGGGAGGUUCCUUUACAGAUAUUGCAAUGUGGGUGUUUUGCCCCUUCAAUGGUCCUGCCACCCUCAAAGUUGCAUUGAUGAACAUCGAGAUGAGCAAGAUUGGUGAACAUGUGAGUGAUUGGGAGCACUUCACCCUCAGAAUAAACAACUUCACUGGGGAGCUGUGGUCUGUGUUCUUCUCUCAGCAUAGCGGAGGCGAAUGGUUGGAUGCUUCUGAUCUUGAGUUUAUCAAGGACAACAAACCAAUCGUUUACUCUUCAAAACACGGCCACGCUAGCUACCCUCAUCCUGGUACUUACCUUCAGGGAUCAUCCAAGCUUGGAAUAGGUGUGCGUAACGACGCAGCUAGAAGCGAAUUCGUAGUGGAUUCCAGCACAAGGUAUCAGAUUGUUGCGGCCGAGUAUCUUGGCAAUGGAGCCGUGAAUGAACCGUGCUGGUUGCAGUACAUGAGAGAGUGGGGUCCUUCGAUCGUGUACGAUGGGAGAUCGGAAAUAGAGAAGCUAAUAGAUAUGCUUCCAAUGUUUGUUAGAUUUUCUGUGGAGAACUUGAUUGAUUUGUUUCCAACAGAGCUAUAUGGUGAGGAGGGUCCAACUGGUCCAAAGGAGAAGGAAAAUUGGCUAGGUGAUGAAUAUUGCUAGUCCUGCAUUAAUCACACCAUCUUUGGUAUAUUUAAUGUGUGCUCGAUGAACAUUUACAAUCACUCAUUCAUUAUUUUUCUAUAAUUUUAAAGUACUAUAAAUGAAAAUAAGUGGGUGUAAAUGUUCAAAACUUGCAUUACAUGUGGUAUUUGUCCUGCUACUAGCCGUUGUCCCUAAAUACUUUUUUUUUUAAAAGAAAAUAGCUCAACACAACAUCGUGGAGAAUGCUUUUCCACUCGUUGUUACUAUCUCCAUUGCACAUUAUUUGUCAAUUUGGAAAUUCGAUAAACCAUAAUUCAAUGUAUCCGGAUACAAAAUGUUUUCCGAUACAUAGGUUAUGACUUAUGAGUGUUCUGAAUUUAUUAUAGUGACAUAUUUUAGAACGGUUGGAGUAAUUGAAAAAGAAUCCAACUUGUGAGAUAGUAUCUGUUAAUAAAUAGUAUGUAUUAGGUGUUAUUUUGGGAAGUUGGCAAGGUGAAGAAGAUCAAGAAAUCAUCAUUGGUUAAUGAUUGUAAAGGAGGUGUACCUCAGAUAGGGGCAAUUUAUGUCAACUUCUUGGUGGAGUGAAAAUGCUAUAGUUGUAACUUGUUUGUGAAA